UGUCAGCUGUCGCGGUCGGUUUCGCCUCCGAAGGGACAUGGCUUCCGGGGUCACCAGGGUAAUCCACCGAUGCGACGACGCCAAGGAGAAUCAGGCUUUAGAUCUUUCAAACUGUCAGCUGAUGCAAGUUCCAGAUGCCGUUUACCACUUGAUGAGACACACCGAACUCAAAACCUGCGAUCUCAGUGACAAUGUAAUCACAAAAAUUCCACCAAAGUUUGCUGUGAAAUUUAAUCUCAUUACAGAUUUAAACCUUUCUCACAACCAAAUGUCAAAAUUGCCAGAAGAAUGUGCAGAAAUGGGCAACCUGGAAAGGCUGGACAUUUCACAUAACAGCUUUAUCUCGUUACCUAAUUGUAUAUUCAAAAUGCCAAAACUACACCAACUUAAGGCUAGUGAUAAUCGUAUAGUUGAUAUUGAAGUAGACUACUUGACAGAAGCUCCAUCGUUACAGACCGUCGACUUUCAGAGAAACCCAAUAACACCUCGAAUUCACGAACAGUUAUCCAGGAUCACGAAAAUCAUAGUCAUCCUGUCGCCAAGACAAACAGAAGACUGGGAAGAUCUCACUAUUUAAUUAGUGCUCAAUAAUAGUCAUAUGAGAACUGCCAUUUAUUUGACUUUAUUUAUGUUAGUUAAACAGAGAUGCUCUUUGCUUAAUUCAGUUCAUGUUUUCAAGUAUUUAUAUUUCUUUUUGUAUAUACUAGUUUCAACAGUUAAGUAUAAAGCCCGGAUUCUCUUAGUUUUAUUAAAUGCAUAAGUACAAUUUAUACAGGAAA
Sitophilus oryzae (rice weevil) is the source of this 779-nucleotide messenger RNA. RefSeq names its product leucine-rich repeat-containing protein 20-like. Gene Ontology annotation, molecular function: protein binding. The coding region runs from base 38 to 577 and encodes 179 amino acids. The transcript is spliced from 4 exons. Lineage: Eukaryota; Metazoa; Arthropoda; Insecta; Coleoptera; Curculionidae. The record is from RefSeq and is a predicted model, not a curated record.